AGAGGAAGAUUGGCACAGAUGCUAGCUCAGGGCGAAUCUUCCUUAGCAAUAAAUAAAUAAAUAAAUAAUCCACUAUGCAACUAACUAUUAACUAAGAAAGUCUUGUUAUGUGGAAGCUGAAUUUUUUUUUUAGUGAAAGGAGUUGCCCUUUGAAAGAAGUCAGCUCCAGAGACUAAGUAGCGGUAGCAAGACACCCGAGAUUGCUGGAGAAGGAAUCACCUUGGUGGUCCCUCUUUAUUGUGCAGAUACAGGGCAAUGGAGCACCUGUUGUCCAUGUAGAAGGAUACCCAGACCACUCUGUGGCUUGACAAAGGCCAUCCUUCCCCGGACCUUCUCCAUGUGCAGUCAGGUGUCUCGGGAGGUGUGGGGCAUUGGAUCUCACCGCUUCCAUUUUGAGGUUUAGCGUAAAUAGAACUCUCUCAGGGAUGGAAGUCAGCUGGUAGGAAAGGAUGUCAAAGGCCCCAAAGAGGGAUCUCACCAUUGGGGAAGUCCCGAACAGUGACCUGGACACCACGCCAGGGAUCAGGUUUCGUCCUGGCACAGCGUAUGCCUGAGGCUGGAACCUGUCCCCUUCCUAGCCCCCACCACCUUGGCACGGCAGGUGAUCUUUGGGAUUGGGGACAGCCACUGCAGAUAUGACUGUAGCUUUAAAAAUUGCCCCUUUGGGAACCCAAGAGCAAUGAAUCGGGUCCUGAGGACUGCAGCCAUCUGAACCACUUGCAGCACCAGCCAAAAAACGUUGAGAUUGUGUGGCACCAGGCUGCAGCACUGCCAGACUGGGUCCGAGCACUGGGGAUUCUUCAUUUCACUUCCAGGCAGGCUUCUGGAAGCACAAUGGCCGAUUUGGACUGAAAACACUGAUUACUUGAGAACAAUUGUGCUGUGGCGGCUGAGGCACUUACAAAAAGAUUGGACUUCCUGCUCAUCUGAGAUAGGAAGCUUGAAAUGAUUUGAAUUUGAAGGAAUAAGCUAUUUGAUCUAUCUUACCUCAUAUUGCCUCCACUGAUUUUGGCAGCUUUACCAAAUCAGUGGGACCAUGUUCAUUUAAAAGAGGUUUAAAGAGGACUCUGGUGACAUUUCUGCAAAAGCCUAGAAAAUUUUAUUUGAUUACAAAUCAACACUUGUCACCAUGUAGUUGGCAAGAUUUUUAUUUCUAACAUGACUGACAAUGAAAAACCAAAAGGCUAAUUUCUGAAGUUUGUGUUAUUCUUUUCUAAGUCAAGAAAACAAAAGCAUCAUCUGCUAGACAAAUCAAGGUAUCCACAUCAGAUACUUAAGGCAUGAUUCUUCAGAAGAGUGAAAACAAAGUUCUGGCUCUUCCUGAGCUUUGAGAAUUGGUCCCACCGUUCAAGUCAUUCAUCUUCAAGAACUGUUUCAUUUGCAACACGUUGGUGACAACACCCUGGCUUUUGAUCAGAUUAUGGGAAGCAAUCACUUCACAAGCAAGGAGCUUUUAACCCACUUUCCUGGUCCUGCUGUGGCUAGGACAUCUUAUAUCUGUGCAGUGCUCUUUGUGUUAUAAAGGACAAAUCACUUCUCUGAGCCUCGGGUUCUUCAUAUGAUGAAACUAAUCAUAUCUCCCUUAUGGAACCGUUGCAACGUUUAAGUAAAACAGCGUAUAAAACACAAUGGCCUGAAGCAUGACUUUCAGAGAUUUGUGACUGCUUUGUCCUGAUACGUGUUAAGUCUGUUCAGAAGAUGGCUGAUCCUUGGCAAGAGUGCAUGGAUUAUGCAGUAACACUAGCAAGACGAGCUGGAGAGGUGGUUCGUGAUGCCCUGAAAAAUGAAAUGAAUGUUAUGAUUAAAAGUUCUCCAGCUGAUUUGGUAACUGCUACUGACCAAAAAGUUGAAAAAAUGCUUAUCUCUUCUAUAAAGGAAAAGUAUCCAUCUCACAGUUUCAUUGGUGAGGAAUCCGUGGCAGCUGGGGAAAAAAGUGUCUUAACCGACAACCCUACAUGGAUCAUUGACCCUAUCGAUGGCACAACUAACUUUGUACAUAGAUUUCCUUUUGUAGCUGUUUCGAUUGGCUUUGUUGUAAAUAAAAAGAUGGAGUUUGGGGUUGUGUACAGCUGCAUGGAGGAUAAGAUGUACACUGGCAGGAAGGGAAAAGGUGCCUUCUGUAACGGGCAAAAACUGCAGGUUUCACGACAAGAAGAUAUUACCAAGUCACUCUUGGUGACAGAGUUGGGCUCUUCCAGAACACCUGAGACCGUGAGAAUUGUUCUUUCUAACAUGGAAAAGCUUCUUUGCAUCCCCAUUCACGGGAUCCGAGGCGUUGGAACAGCAGCUGUUAACAUGUGCCUUGUGGCAGCUGGGGUUGCGGAUGCAUAUUAUGAAAUGGGGAUUCACUGCUGGGAUAUGGCAGGAGCUGGCAUCAUUGUUACUGAAGCUGGUGGAGUACUCAUGGAUGUAACAGGUGGACCAUUUGAUUUGAUGUCACGAAGAAUAAUUGCUGCAAGUAGUAAAACUUUAGCAGAAAGGAUAGCCAAAGAAAUUCAGAUAUUGCCUUUUCAAAGAGACGAUGAAGAUUAAUUAUGACAGCCUCAUAUGAUCAAACACGGUUGCGUCUCCCCAGAUUUGCUGACGCACUGAAGGUGUUAGAAAAUUUAGGACACCUGUUUCAGAUAUAUAAUAUAAUGGGCUUAAAUUGUUGUCAAUGUCCAGACUAAAAAAUUGCAACUUGUUUCAUAUUUUGCUAAGACAGUAUGAAAGAGUAGAUGAAAUGUUUGUUUUAUUGUUUUAAAAGAUUUUGCAUGUAAGAAAAUCCUUCAGGAAAAAUACACAGGCAGUUGAUGAGAUAGUUACCAUAUCAACUGAGAUAGCUAGCAACGUAGUUUUUAGGUAUAUCUGAGCUUCUGAAAUUUUGACUUGCUAUUUAUACACAUAACAUUCUUAAUUUAGAAAGUUAACUUUUUGGAACAAAUUUUCUCUUGAGUUCCAAGAGCCAUGUUGAAUUAAGCUUGUAAGAGUAGAACGAGUGUUUCCCAGACCGAGGUUUCUUUCUCUGCAGAGAACCUUGCUGUACUCGUCAGUGCGCGUGUGGCACUUAGCACAGUCCUUGUCCCACGAAGGCAGUCCAGAAACAAGCACUGAAAGAGUGACUGGUUCACAGGUCGCAGUUCCUAGUUAGAACAGAUAAAUAAGUCGUGAGCGCACUGUUCUCUGUUUUUACUUCAGGUUUUGAAGUAAAAAUCAUCUCAUCCUUUUCAUAUUUCACAUUACCAUUCCUUUUAACAUUUCAUAUUGCUGUGCCAUUUCAGUUACUGUAAUGCCAGAUAUCAUUCCUAAUGGUGGACAUUUCUGCAGUUGAUAUACUUUUCAAAACACUGCAUUACAGUCUUUGGAUUCCUUUGAAGUCCCUCUGUAAAAGCGAGGAAACUGGUUCCAAAAAGCAUCCUUAUCAGGUGUCUGACAUAAUUAGAAGCAGUAUAACAUUUUACUGAAUUCAAUAUUUAUUAUUUCACAGAUGUGCAGGCUGAUGUGGUUGUCACAGGAAACCCACAACCUGCACGUAUACUGUACUGUUAAUAUUGAACUGUUUGUUCUUCCCAGACUCCUCAUUUAACUGUGUUGCCACUGGAUUCUAUUCAGCCUUUAAAUAUUCCUUAAUAGUCUUUGGCUUAUCGAACUCAAAAAGAAAAUUGUCCUGGUUCAUAGAUAUUUUUAAAAGAUUAAUUUAUUGCUUAGCCUUGUUGCCUGCCAGUGAACAGACUGUUAGGUGUUGUCCUAGGCUCAUGUGAGCCUUGUAUCUGAUAAAAUGAAGUGCAUCUAUCAAGACCUCAGGGUCUGGCGUUAUUUUAUUGUUGUGCACAUCCAAUACAUUGAAUAUAUGUGAUGCUAAGAUUUGAGGAGUAUAAUUACUGUAUUUGCACUGUUGGUCAUGUGCUGUAAAAGCAUCUCAUACUGUUUUAAGACAGGUUGUUUUUGCAAUUAAAUUUAUUUUAAUUAAGAUUAUCAUGAAUAAAAUUUUAAAUAAAGUAUAAUUGAUAUUUCUGUAAUUAAGGUUUAUAGUUUAAACUGCUUUUAGGGAUUUUGUGUUGAGGUAUAAAUAUUUGACACUUGCACUUGUAAUUGAAUAUAUGUUCUUGUUUUUUGCCUAGAGUUUUCCCAACUUUUCUAAAAACUUAGAAUAAUUUUUCAGUAGAUAGCUUUUUUCAUUUUUUUAUUCUAAAUGCAAUUAGAUAUAUUGUAGCGAAAACCUCUUUAGCCAUUGAAAAAGGAUGAUUGACAAGUGAAGUAUCCAGCAACAAUUUGAAAUUAAUCUUUUUUCGAGUGACAGGAUGUCUCAGACUUAAUGUGUAUAAUAUGUGUUAUUGGCAGGGUAUAUAUAAUCUUUCUGUGUGUGUAUACGCACACACACUCAUACAUGCAUAAAAUAUACACACUUGAACACCCUUCCCCCUUUUUUAAACAAAAAUGAGCUCAUUCUAUCAUGUACUUAUCUGUGAAGCGUUCUUUGGCUUCCAUUUGAAUCACCGGUGUCCCUGGCUGCGGUUCAGUGUCAGGGUCAGUAGUUUGCCUGUCAUAUGUAUCGUUUUGACUCAGUUGUCCUUCGUCUCAAGAUCUCGUCUAGAGCCUAAGAUACUAUAUUUAAAGAAAAGAAUAAUCAUUUCA
This is a messenger RNA of Equus caballus (horse), 4614 nucleotides long. RefSeq names its product inositol monophosphatase 1 (gene IMPA1). Gene Ontology annotation, molecular function: inositol monophosphate 1-phosphatase activity. Lineage: Eukaryota; Metazoa; Chordata; Mammalia; Perissodactyla; Equidae. The record is from RefSeq and is a predicted model, not a curated record. Gene Ontology annotation, biological process: phosphatidylinositol phosphate biosynthetic process; inositol metabolic process; signal transduction.